Sander lucioperca (pikeperch) is the source of this 1388-nucleotide messenger RNA. RefSeq names its product beta-2-microglobulin-like. The coding region runs from base 190 to 543 and encodes 117 amino acids. The transcript is spliced from 3 exons. The record is from RefSeq and is a predicted model, not a curated record. Gene Ontology annotation, cellular component: MHC class II protein complex. Gene Ontology annotation, biological process: peptide antigen assembly with MHC class II protein complex; antigen processing and presentation of exogenous peptide antigen via MHC class II; positive regulation of T cell activation. Gene Ontology annotation, molecular function: MHC class II protein complex binding. NCBI's taxonomy places the organism in Eukaryota, Metazoa, Chordata, Actinopteri, Perciformes, Percidae.
UCUAUUGGUGGAGGAAGUGGACAACCUCCCGGAUGCACUUUAGUCAUUUCGCCCGACAGCGUCCCCACCGUUUAACAGAAAGAACUCCCGAAUAAAAUACAUUUUACUUUCGUUUUGGCUCGCGGGGCAGUUUUAUUUGACGAACAAUACUUUUCUAUAACGUUACAGAGACCAACUGAAGGUAAAACCAUGAAGGCACUUGUCUGCGCAGUCCUCGUCGGUCUGCUCUGUCUCCCUCAUUCAACAGCCAAAGAAUCGCCGCCCAAGGUUCAGGUGUACAGCCGGGGACCGGGACACUUUGAUAAAGACAACACCCUCAUCUGUCACGUGAGCGGCUUCCACCCACCAGAGAUCACCAUUGAACUGCUCAAGAACGAACAGGAGCUGCCAGGAGCCAAGCAGACCGACCUGGCCUUCGAGGAGAACUGGCACUACCACCUAACCAAACACGCGCCCUUUACCCCAAGACAAGCAGACAAGUUUGCCUGCAGAGUGACUCACAUGGGGAGGACCACCACAUACAGCUGGGAGUCAGAUAUGUAAGCUCUACGCUCCGCCUUGCUCCAGGUGUGUACCCAUAUUCAUUCUAAAUAUCAUUUUUAAGUUCGGUAAACAAGUCAUUUGUGCAUUCCUAUUUCUGAGUGACACUGUUUUUAAUCCUUUGUUUGAUAACCACAGGUCUGGAAAAUGAAGAUUGACAAUGAUUAUGUGUAAUCUUGGGUUUUAUUGUGAAAGUUUGAGCAUCAUGAAAAUGUCAGAAACAAUUGCACUUAUCUGUAUGUUUUUAUACCAGAAAUAGCAAAUGGCAGUAAAGCUUCAUUAAGUAGUAGUUGACCACUAGAUGUGCCCGUUAGUGUGUAGCCAGACAGGAACAGAUCAAUAAAUAAGGUGUAGGGUAAGUGAUCACAAAGAUAAAAAUACAAUAGUACCCGUCCAUUUGAUUUAUUUCUCCAAAAUAAUGUGCAUGAACAAAAUAUGGAAUCAGUUUUUAGUUGAGUUGAAUGAUGGAUGUUGGCAUCUGCUGUCAGACACAAGGCGUAAUGUCCAGUCAGCUUUGAGCCCACAAAAACAAAGUAACAACAAACUUUACCAUUAUACUGCUUAAUGGAGCUUUAAGGAAGCCAUUAAUGAUUGGAGAUGUCAGUGUUUGCAUUCUGUGUUUUUAAUGCUUAAUCUGUAAAGGCUAAAAUACUUAACUCGUCUUAAUAAUUUGAAUAUACAAGAAAUUGCUUUUUAAUUAUCUUGUGCACCAUUUUAUCUUAUGAAAUAUUAAGCUUAUUAUUUUCCACUUCAUUAUGCAGAAUGCUUGUUUAUGUAGAUCUCAGUUGAAUGUCUGUAAUUGUAUCGUAUACAGAUAUGGUUGGGUAAUAAAAGUGUUUACCACGCUU